Orbicella faveolata is the source of this 1032-nucleotide messenger RNA. RefSeq lists its product as uncharacterized. The record is from RefSeq and is a predicted model, not a curated record. NCBI's taxonomy places the organism in Eukaryota, Metazoa, Cnidaria, Anthozoa, Scleractinia, Merulinidae.
UACAUCUACUGAGAUCAGUUGCACGAAACUGGGCGCUGGCUAGAGACCGUUCCGCGAACGCUUGCCGAAGAAGACACGAUGAAUCCAGCCAUGUUCUUUGUCGCUGUCCUUGCCCUUUGUGCGCUACCGAGUGCUCUGGGCUUAACCUGCCAUCACUGUAUGGGAAGCCUAACGAAUUUAAAGUUGUGUUCCACAAUGGCAGAAUAUACUAAUCAGACGUGUAUGGGUGCCAACGCGACGUGUGCCACAACAACGCUUAAGGCUAAUGAAACCGGCGAAGCAAUGGCCUAUGUUCUGGGAUGUGUUGAGGAACCCCACAAUUGUACCUCCUACAAAAUGGAGCUAUGCCAGAACGUGACAACGACAGCAAGCGCGGCGAAUCUUACUGUUGAAACGUGUAACACGCAGUGCUGUAACACCUCGCUUUGCAAUGCAGACUUUAUCCCUACGGAGCCUCCAUCCGAGACCGUGAGUAAUGCCACAGGAACUACAAUGGAAACAACCACCGCAACUGCUCAAGUGUUCCGCCCCGAGCUCAUUGCAAUGUUGUUGAUCGUGUUCAUCACUGUCUUCUUUGGCCUCCAGUGAGUCUAGGUCAGCCACUGAUUUUAUCGUCCAGCUUGCUGCAAAUUGUGAAACACGCUUUUGUAUUUAUGUCAAGUUAGAGGUCGCUGUUUAGUAUCGGGAGAAGAUUUCUGUGUUCGUGAAGACUUUCGGUCAAGAUCACGGAACUCUUUUUACCUUUAUAGUAGAAAACACGUAGAACAGGAGUAGUGAAGAGAUCCACAUCUCUUUAGCCACAUUUUAAACUCGAAAUUAAAACAAAACUGGCCGAGCCAGAAUUGGGAUUUUUCAGAUAAAAAUGUUAUUACGUAACACCACCACACGCUUUCAGAAAGCUUAUCAGCCACACUGAUCUGAUUGGAUAAAAGCAACUAGAAAUUCUGAGCGAAAGUCUGAAAUCCGUUGGGUUAUUUGGAUCAGAGUUUGAAGAAGUUUACUGCUUUAUUAAACUCCGUAUUUUCUUUUUUA